Molecule: messenger RNA, 6967 nt
Organism: Diorhabda sublineata
Lineage: Eukaryota; Metazoa; Arthropoda; Insecta; Coleoptera; Chrysomelidae
Gene: Mgat4a
Product: alpha-1,3-mannosyl-glycoprotein 4-beta-N-acetylglucosaminyltransferase B
Exons: 12
Coding region: 399-2063 (554 amino acids)
Biological process (GO): protein N-linked glycosylation
Cellular component (GO): endoplasmic reticulum; endoplasmic reticulum-Golgi intermediate compartment; Golgi stack
Molecular function (GO): acetylglucosaminyltransferase activity
Source: RefSeq, a predicted model, not a curated record
GGUAUAUUUAUUGAUUCAAAUUAUUUACAUUUACAAAUGAGCGUAAUAUUAUUAUGCAAACAUUCGAUUUAAUUAAUCUCAAUACCAUAUCAAUUACUAGUAGACAUAUGUUCGAGAGAAUUUCUCUAAUCCACAGCAUUUUACAGCUCUUUGGCUACACUGGAUUCAACUCGCAACUGAGGCCGCGUGUCGGUUUCCACUACACGACCUUUAUAUAAGAAUAUAUAUACCGCUAUUUUAUGAUUAGUCAUACCCGCAUCGAGAAUAAAAGACAUUCAAUAAUAUCUAUAAAACAACGCGUGUUGGUAUUUCUCGAUUUGACAUCGGGUCAUGUCGUUGUAGUAGCUGCUAUUACCAGCUAUUAGGAUAAACAACUAUUUUGUGAUUAACCUUUAAUCAUGACAAUAGUGAAUCUAAGUAUGUCGUCUUUGAGAAAACGGAAUUGUUUUUUUGUAUUUGUGCUAAUUGUUUUUGUGCCAUUUUGUUUAUUUGUUAUACUGUCUGUACCAGAUAUGACUUCGGAGGAAAUCUUAGUUCAACGAUUGGCCGAACUCCAAGUUAGAAUUCAAUAUUUAGAUGCGAUGUAUAGAUCGAGGCAAGAAGAUUUACAAGAACUGACACAGCAUUUCGAUCAAUUAUACAACGCAGAAAACAGUUCUAACAACUCGUUGAUACAAAUAGAAUCACGUCCAGAUAUAAAACAAAUGAUUAAGAAUAUGUCUGGAUUAUUUGCAGCCAAUGGCCUCAAUCCAGGUGUAUCGAUUAAAUUUCCUUCUGCAUAUCAUUUUCUGCCUCAUCUGCUGGAUAAUCCCAAUAGUUUGAAAUUAUCUUAUUUGAUGUCCAAAAAUAGAGAAGGUGUUUCAUUGGUACUAGGAAUUCCUACUGUGAAACGAGAAAAAUACAGUUAUUUAAUGGAUACCCUACAAAAUCUUAUAGAUGGAUUGUCUGAAGAUGAGGCUAACGAUACUAUGAUUGUCAUAUUGGUCGCGGAGACUGCUAUGGAGUACAUUCUACAAAUUGCAAAGGAAGUGGAAAUAAAAUUUCCACUCCAAAUUGAAUCGGGAUUAAUAGAAAUAAUAGCUCCUUCUGCAGGAUAUUAUCCUUCUUUUGAUAAACUUCGAAUUACUCUUGGAGACUCUCCAGAACGGGUGAAAUGGAGAUCUAAACAAAACUUGGAUUAUGCGUUUUUAAUGGCAUAUUGUCAAACAAAAGGUACGUUUUAUGUUCAAUUAGAGGAUGAUAUUCUGGCAAAGCCAUCUUAUAUGACAAUUAUGAAAAAGUUCGCGAUAGAAAAAACCGCAAACAAACAACCUUGGAUUGUAUUAGAUUUUUGCCAACUUGGAUUUAUUGGAAAGCUCUUCAAAACUGCAGAACUUCCUUGGCUGAUACAGUUUUUCCACAUGUUUUUUAAUGAUAAACCAGUCGAUUGGUUACUCGAUUACUUAAUCACAACAAAAAUUUGUAACUGGGAAAAAAAUGAUAACUGUAAAGCAGACAAGGCGAAAGUUUGGAUUCAUUACAAACCUUCACUUUUCCAACACAUCGGUAUGCAUUCUUCUCUAAAAGGAAAAGUACAGAAGUUGAAGGAUAAACAAUUUGGAAAAGUAGCUCUAUUCUUUCCUCAUAACAAUCCAUCAGCUGAAGUAACGUCUGGAAUAAAACACUAUAAACAGUAUACAUUGAAGCGAGCUUAUCUUGGAGAAACAUUUUUUUGGGGUUUGCUACCACAACCCGGAGAUCAACUUGUGUUUAAGUUAACAACACCAACGGCUUUAAAAAGAUUUUAUUUCCGUAGCGGGAAUGCAGAACAUCCUACCGAUAAGUUUUACAAUACGACUGUGGAAGUUAAACCACUGCAACCGAUUGUAAAUACGAAUAUGUCUAACGUAACACUAGAUGGCUUUCUGAUUGUCGGUAAAUUUGAUAGUGCCGGCAUAGCUACAGGUACUUUAGAUGUUAGUAUUGGCAAGAUAGAAUCGAUACGAUUAAAUGUACACUCCGAAAGUGAUAAUUGGGCCAUAUUAAGUGAGAUUCAUCUCCAAGACGAAUCAAGAUUGAGGUGACAGACUAGUCCUAUUCAAACAUAUUCAAUAUUUUUGCAAUGAUGAAUUUUGGAUUCAAAAUCCUUUGUCUGUGAUAUUUUUACUACAAGUUAACUAUCAAGAAAUGAUUAUAUAUAUGUUAAAGUGAGCUACUUUAUCCAGAAACUACGUACUGAUUUCAAAACGACUGAGAAUGUUUGGAAUUGAAUACUACGUUUGUUCAUAUACUUGAAAUUAUUGGAUUUCUUUGUUUAUAUUUUUUUCAUAUUUGCAUUUAGCUGUCAUAAAACAUACGAUUGUUUUCAUUUAAACAUGUUUUUGGAAUAAGUUUUUUUUCUCGAAAGACAACCAAUUGAGAGUUACAUGUACGGGGAUAUAUUGAAAAAUUCUCAGCCUCCUAUAUAACCAAAAAAAAUUUCAAUGUCAAAAUAUUUUAUUACUCAACAUCUCCCCUCAAUUGGAUACAUUUAUUACAGCGAACCUGCAACGUCUCUAGACCUUUCAAAAAAAUGUUUCUGAUCCAAAUCGGCGAUGACACCUGUUUAUACACUCUCCAUCGAUAGAUAUACAUGACUUCAUUAAACCCCAACUAAAGGAAAAAUACGGAAAAUGGAUAUGGCAGACUAAAUAGAAUACUGUGGGAUGGUCAGAAAACUAUGGAUCUAUACUGCAAUGAUUAGAAGUACGUUGGUAUAUGGAUUGAAAACGUGGAGAAUAAAAGAAAAACAAAAAAAAUAGAAGCCACGGAAAUAGAGGCAGUAAGAAGACCAAAUAGAACGUUACGGUUAGAUCGAAUCAGAAACUAAACAAUAUAAAAGCGAAUUAACCUGGAACAAACAAUUAUAUAAUUUAUUGAGGAGAAGCAGUUAAUUUGGUCCACGAUUAUCAUGAAUGCAUGGAAUAAGAAAAUCAAUUGGUGUACGAAAUCUGAACGAUAACAACUGCAGCGACAGGAUAGAAUAACAGCUAGGCGUCGGACAAGGUCGUAGGAGGUUUUGAACCCGAAUUUAUAUAAAGAAAACAAAAAUUUUGAUUACUACGCCAUUUAUAAUCAUACAUACGGCCCUAAUUGAAAAUAAAACAAAGUGGUAAUAAACGUGGUGAUACUAGUAUUUAUACAGUAAUUGUUAAGAAAAAAGAUUUUGGCUCUGGUGGUUAAAUAAUUACUCUAUUUGGAAUACUGGUAAAAUUAAAGUUUGUGAGUCUGAUAACUAAAGCAAGAAAAAAGAUACAAUGAACCAAACUACAGAAUACAAAACUUGACCUUCAAUUGGAUUUGUAAACAGAAUUACUUCCGAAAAACUAACUGAGGGGUAAAAAAGCGAAUUGUAUUCUAAUGAUUAUUCUGCCUUCGGGAAUGGUUUAGGUCAUCAAUUUGAUGCAUUAUUCACGUUUAUAGCAAACUCAUUGUUUAUCACAUUCCCCUUACUAUACUAUUGUUUACUUGUGUACGUUAGCUUACCUUUCCUAGACAUUCCCAGAUCUUUAACUUUACAGUUACCGCGUCUGAUUUUUUAACACCAUCAGAUGCGGGGAGCACAAUUGUAAAUUAAUUUUUUAAAGCUAAAAAUGUUAUUACGACACUACAUUGUAUAAAAUUUAUUUAAAAUGUAAUUAUCCAUAUUCGAAAAACAAUUUUUAAAUUAAGAAACAUGUUUUUGUAUAUAACUACUUUGAACCAGGAAAAAAACAUUUAAGCAAAGCUUAGCUAGACAGCUGGACAAGGUCAUUGACUAGAGUUACUGCAAGAUUUUUUCAUGGUUUUGUUCUCGUACUUCCACAGUAAUAGCAAUGUCCAGUGGUUGAGUUACUAUUGUUUAUGUCUUUUAGAAUUUUAGUGAAAAUCUUAUCCGUUGCUUCAUUUGUGGUGAUAUGUACGAAUUUUGAAACCGACGGUCUUAUUAGAUGUAACGCCUUCUCCUCCAAUUUUUUUAUACAUUAUCAAGUUGAUGAAGUAGUGUGUUUCAUAAGUUCAUAACUUCCCCCGUCACAUAGAAAGAAAUAUCAUUAUUCUUUAUUUUCACAAGUUUUCCAGAACGACUAACGAAAGCUUCUAUGCCACUACAAAAAUAUUAUGCAUCUUUAGAGUCAAAAUGCAGCUUUUAAAUCUUUCAGCCCUGAACUCGGCCUUCAGCUUUUCGAACAAAAAUAAGUCGGACCGGGCCAGAUCAAGACUAUAUGGUGGGUGGAAUCCCAAAAUAAUAUAGUCCUAACUUUUUUGGUGUUUUUCGCGACCUUUGCUUUUUUGGCACGGGCUCUACUUUUCUAUGUCACUCCAUGAAAUCUUUUUAAGAUAUCGGAUCAUUAAAAGACCAUAGUUUCAUAACUUAUAUAAUUAAUCGGAUUAUAUUUUCUUCGAUCUCGUAUAGUUUCUAAAAAUCGCUCACAACAUUCCACUCGACACUGCUGUGCUCAGAAAUCGAGACAAUUUGCACCACGUCAUCCUCUAUUGAUUCUUGGCUUUAUCGAAAGAACAUGACAAUGACAAUGAAUCGAAGCAGCAAAUUGAAACUUUGUGUAAAGCUUAUUGAGACUUGUCACUGACGCGAACGCAUUCUAUUUACUAUAUGAGGCCCAGAACUCAUGGAACGCACUUCUAUUAAUCAUAUUCCACUGCACUCCAGUAUCGUCACACAUAGCCAAUUUUAUUCAUUUUUGGGCAAUGCGAGAUCAAAUAGCACUUACCAUGGUAAAAACUAAAUAAGAUUUAUUUUCUCAUCUACUUUUACCAGUUACAAAUUCUGGUGGAAAUUGGGUGUCAUUUUUACGAAUCUUGCCUAUAAUAGUUAACUCUGCUUCUAGGACUUCGAUGCUUAAUAGAAUGCUUGUAAAAUCAUUGUCGUUGUAAUAUUUCUGCCCGUGCCUUCAAUAUGUUUCACCAUUCUUUUAACCACAUUCGCACCAGUCAACUUUAAUUUUUAACUCUCCCUCGGGCUCUUAAGCACAAUACAUUUCUAUAUUAAGAAUAUUUUUUGUGUUAACUGGUGCGAAAAGAGCAUUUGCCACUAAAUGCAUCUCGUCGCAUAUACUAGCAAAUACUGUGAGGGUGGAUCAUUUUUCAGGAAAUUCUGGAUACAAAUUUCGAUAAGGUCUCUUAUUGGAGUUAAUUUAGUAAAUUAUUUUCAUUUAUUUCUAAUUGUAAUAUUAUCAAAUCUAAUACAUUUCAUUAGAAAAAGAAAACGAGAUGCAUAAAUGGUCAAAAAUAUUUUGGCGUUGAUAUUUUUAAAUUUAUGCGAGCUAUAGAAUACCUAUUAGCUCUUCCACAUCCUCAUCAUCUGUUACUUCACAAUCUCUGAGAUGCGUAUAUAGGCAUCUAACACUAUUGAUAUUGGUAGACCGUGUUAAUGAAUCUAUUAUUUGUAACAGGGUACCCUGUUACCCACUAUAGUAUCGUACGAAGUAUGUAACUGGGGUAUCAUUUUUAGCCACUUCGAAACCGUUGUCUGAAUCUAGUUCUUGCUCUGAAGAAGAACUGUACUCUGAAGACGGGUUCUCAAUAUCUGUAACGUGAUUAAAUACUUUUAUCUAGGUACGCUUCAUCAAUAGAAAAAUUUUUCUGAUUUUCAAUUUCGUUUAACCAUUCUAGUACCACCUACUCAAAUUUUGGAUCGCUCUCCCUUAUUCCUAUUUUUUCAGACAUUAUAGAUCAUAAAUAAUACCUAAAAUAAAUCCAACUAGCAUAAUUUGAAAAUUAAUAGUGACGCUAUUGAACGAUAGUGAGAAAAUCAACCUCAAGAACAAAAUUUUCCAUAAACAGGGGCGGUAACGUAUUGAAACAAAAGAAAAUAUGUUGCAUUUUCGUGCGUCGACUGCAGGGUUAAAGUAUAUAUGACAUUCCAGCUGAGUGCUUCGAUGGUUGCUUGACUAUUCACAUACUUCAACUUGUCUACAAUUAGUGCAUUCCAAUAAGUGAUCACAACACCUGAAAUUCUCUUUUGGUUGUUCAACAUCGCAACUACAAUCAUUGUGGUCGCGGCGAAAACGUCACUAAUGACAUCAUGACUAAUGCUAUCCAUGUUAAGAGGUGGGUCGAAAGGAGCGAAAUUUUCGAAACUCAAAGCAACAAAGAUUGCAUCCAUGAGAAUCUACCUCAUUAUUUGAUGUGGCAAGGGAUACUAGAAAUAGUUUUGAUGCAGCACCAAAUAACUUACUAUCACCGCAGAAGACAUUUUGAUUUUACUCACUUACUAAGUGGAACGGGAAAGACCGUGGUCGUGAACCUUUUUAUCGGAAGUACUUAGUGGAAUGCAUCAAAUAAUGAAUAUAUGUCUCCACCAUCUUAUUCUGAAUAAUAAAUAUCUUGACUUAGGUAUACCAGAACUUUAUAGAAAUAAAAGUAUUAUAAGACCACUUUAUGGGUGCAUUUUAAAAUAGAAUAGUUACUUUGGUAAGCAAUUAUUAGUGGAGAAACAACGAAGUUAUAUUAUUGAAUGAAUUUUUCUUAAACACUUGUUAAAUGUGAUAUGUGAACUAUUCAUAUACAGGGUUAAUUAUUAUUACUUUAUCCUAUUAGUAUUGGAAUAUUUUCAAAGAGAUAUUAUUUACAAAAUACGAGUAUGUUUUGCUGAAAUUAUCCAAAGUAUAUUAUUUUAUGAUCAAGAUACAAUCUUUCUAUAUUACACAUUGGAAACAUUUAUGUUAUCAUUACAUUGUUGCCAGUUUUUGACAUUCUAGUAGUGAUUCUCGUUUAUUAUAAUUUUUUACGCUUCUACUAAUUCUAGGAUUUGUUUUUUUUUCAAAAAAUUAAUAACAUAUAUGUAUAACUGCAUAUAGGAAUGUAUUUAAAUAUCCAAAAUUGUUCUUAGUUUAUUAUAAUGGGCAUUUUUAUUUAUUUGUAUACUAAUAUUUUAUAUUUGUUUUUCAGUUAUUUACAACUUUAUAUCAUUUAUUGUUUUUAUUAAAUUCAAUAAAAUAUAUUUACUGUA